Molecule: messenger RNA, 900 nt
Organism: Podarcis raffonei (Aeolian wall lizard)
Lineage: Eukaryota; Metazoa; Chordata; Lepidosauria; Squamata; Lacertidae
Product: taste receptor type 2 member 39-like
Exons: 1
Coding region: 1-900 (299 amino acids)
Biological process (GO): G protein-coupled receptor signaling pathway; detection of chemical stimulus involved in sensory perception of bitter taste; sensory perception of taste
Cellular component (GO): membrane
Molecular function (GO): bitter taste receptor activity; G protein-coupled receptor activity
Source: RefSeq, a predicted model, not a curated record
AUGCUUUCUUCCAAAAUCAUUGCAUUUCUGGUGGCUGCAAGUGACUGGGUUCUAGGUGGGCUCAUCUCCAACGGUUUUAUAGUUGCAGUGAUGGUCACUGAAUGGGCUCAAAGCAAGAGUCUUGCAACUUGUGAACAACUACUUCUCUCUCUGGGUACGUCCAAUAUCUUUGCCACUGCCUGUGAGAUUGCAGUCAUUACUAAUUUCUUAAUAACCAACUCAAGCAAUGGCUUAGUGUUUCAAACAUUCUACUUCUUUGCAACCUUCGUCUCAUACACCCGAUUUUGUUUCACUGCCUGGCUCUGCGUCUUCUAUUGCAUCAAGAUAGUGAACAGCACCCAGACCCUCUUCCUUUGGUGCAAGCUGAGGAUAUCGCAGCUGCUGCCCUGGCUUCUUGUGGGAUCCCAAGUCUUUUCGGUUUUUGUUUCCUUGAUUACAAUCCCACAUAUUUCUUUUCAGCUCCAGAGCAACAUAGCAACCAACACUUCAAAUGUGACUCAAGGAAAGAAAGCAACCCAACUUUCUCGUUCUCUGCAAGCCUUUUUUUUAAUGACUGCUUCUGGCUGUCCCCUUCUUGUGGUUUUAUUGUGCUCCAUUGUGAUUGUAGCCUCACUCUACACACAUGUCUGCAAGAUGACAGGUAAAGGAGCCAGUCUUCGAAGCCUCCAAACAAAAGCUCAUGUCAGGGCAGCUGGGACAGUGCUCUCCCUCCUGAUCGUUUACAUUUUUUUUUACGUGGCACAUUCCAUAAUUGUACUUGAAAAUAUUGAAAGAAUCACCUCUGUUUAUUCAGUGUGUCUAUCAGUGAUCCUAAUGUACUCCCCUGCACAGGGUGCCAUCCUGCUGUUGGCUAAUCCCAAGCUCAAGCAGGCAGCAAGGCAGAUGCUUCUGAAAACAUAG